Molecule: messenger RNA, 1684 nt
Organism: Aphanomyces astaci
Lineage: Eukaryota; Oomycota; Saprolegniomycetes; Saprolegniales; Verrucalvaceae
Product: AGC protein kinase
Exons: 7
Coding region: 39-1568 (509 amino acids)
Biological process (GO): protein phosphorylation
Molecular function (GO): ATP binding; protein serine/threonine kinase activity; phosphatidylinositol binding
Source: RefSeq, a predicted model, not a curated record
GUGGUUACCAUUUUCCGAGGUUACGGCGGAAGAGCAACAUGGUCAAGUUCACUUCAAUCGUCGGGCAUGAGAAUGUGACGACGAACGGGAGUAAGCACACCGCGUACAUCCUCGAGGUGCAGGUCGACGCACUCUUCUACAUCGUCCGCCACCGGUACCACGAGUUCAAGGACCUGCAUGACACGCUUGUAAAGGAAGGGUUCAAGUGUCAUGCUGUGCCGCCAAAGAAACUCAUCGGGUCGUUCAAUCCGGACUUUAUCCUCAAGCGCGAGAAAGAGCUGAGCAGUUGGCUCAAUCAAGUGUGCGAGUCGUCGGCAGCGCAGAGCGACGCGUUGAAGAACUUUCUCUUGGAAUCCAAGGAACCGCGCGUGGUUCUCCCGCCGGCCGCCGACGUCGCCGUCAACCCCGUGCCGCCCCGACCGCCCGUCGCGACCUCCUCCACAGCGGACUCCAUCACGGACGGAGAGCUCGAGCGCGAGAUCGAGGACGAGAUCGCGCUCUACAACACCCCCAAGACCUCGAUCGACGACUUUGAGCUGCUCAAGGUCAUCGGCAAGGGAAGCUACGGCAAGGUCACCCUCGUUCGCAAGAAGGACAGCGACAAGCUAUACGCCAUGAAGACCCUCAACAAGUCUAAUGUCAAGCGCCGCAACCAGGUCGAGCACACGCGGACCGAGCGCCGCGUACUUGGGUUUGGCAAGCAUCCGUACAUUGUCCACCUGCAUUAUGCGUUCCAGACCAAGCAAAAGCUGUACUUUGUGAUCGAUUAUUGCCCUGGGGGUGAGCUGUUCUUCCACCUGAGUCGCAUGGAGCGCUUCCCCGAAGCCAUGGCGAUGGUUUACGCCGCUGAAAUCACCCUCGCGCUCGACCAUUUGCAUUCAUUGGGGGUCGUGUACCGCGACUUGAAACCGGAAAAUAUUUUAUUCGACGCCGUCGGCCACGUGUUGUUGGCCGACUUUGGCCUAGCCAAAGAAGGUAUCACAGAUGGCGCGGAAGGAACCAACUCGAUGUGCGGCACGCCCGAGUACCUUCCCCCAGAGAUCCUCGACCGCGUUGGCCACGGCACUUCCGUGGAUUGGUGGGCGCUAGGCAUGGUGCUGUACGAAAUGCUCACGGGAUUACCUCCUUGGUAUACCCGGAACCGGCAAAAGCUCUUUGAUCGAGUCCGGCAUGCCCCGCUUACAUUUCCCAAUUACGUGAGCGCCCCUGCCCAAUCCCUGAUCGCGGGGUUGCUUAACCGGAAUCCGGUUGAGCGUCUCGGGAAUGCUAACGUGUCGGAGAUCAAAUCGCAUCCGUUUUUUGCGUCGAUCGAGUGGGAUGCGCUGCUGCGGCGGGAGGUGGCGGCGCCGUUCAAUCCGUGCGAAACCCUGGCGGGUACUGACGAAACCAAGAACUUUGAGGCCGAAUUCACAAAGAUGACGCUCAACUCUGUACCCGAUGCGACCAACAUGGGAAGUUACCGCGCGUCCAUGGACGCCGCGCGCAAUUCCAUGACGUUCCAAGGGUUCACUUACAACACGCCCAGCGAUAUCAACAACAUUGCCGAACGCAAUUCAACGCAGUUUUGAGAGGUUGCUAGUCCAGUGUAUACCACAUAAGACCAUACUAUCUGGGUAAAUUACAUAAAUCUGCCCAUGCUAAAAAAUAUGAAUAAUAUAGUUUUUAGUAGUAGUACUACUCGGAA